Trichoderma atroviride IMI 206040 is the source of this 2531-nucleotide messenger RNA. Lineage: Eukaryota; Fungi; Ascomycota; Sordariomycetes; Hypocreales; Hypocreaceae. The record is from RefSeq and is a predicted model, not a curated record.
AUGUCAACAGACCCCAGAGACUAUGGAGACGUUAGCGAGAUCACUACGCCUGGCCGUAAAGGCAAGAAGCGUGUAGUCUGGAGCGAGGAUGAAUCGAAGCCGUCGUCGUUGAGGUCGUCUGCGAACCUCUCGGUUGGUCCAUUCGGGAGGGAGAUUGCCUCUCCUAGCAGUGUGCCAAGACCAGUCUUGAAGCGCAAUACCAGCUACAAUGUCCGUCAAGAACAAGAGGAAGCAGACAAGGCGGAGGAGCAUGUCACAGAACGGCAGCUUCGAUCCAUGACGGAUGCACGGCAACGAGCAGAUCGCCUGGCUGUAACGCUGGGCUCGUCUUACUCCCGGUCUGCCCCAGGUUCAAGACGAAACUCGAUUGAGCUUCAACGAUCAUUCCAGCCCGUCCUCAAAGUCUCAGACCAUACUGAUCGAGACUUGGAUGAUGACGCUGCUACCACGACUAGCCCUACGUCUACUCUCCGGGAAUACACGCCUCACAGCACGUACUCUACCACACAUCGUACCCCCCAUAGCUCCCGCCUGUACCAGCCACAUGAACACGAUAGAGCAGAGUCGAUCGUGAGCUCCCAUGAUAAAGACUACCUUUUCCAUCCACAACCUUCUUCAUCCGGCAGAUCAACUCCGGUCAUCAUGCAAGCCUACACCCAAGACUACGUCCCGAGGCCAUCAAGAUAUCGUGGAGGCAUCCUUUCCUCUCUGCUCAAGCUUCAUCGCGAUGACAACGGCGCCAAUCGAGGCCAAAGUAGCAGCGGGUUCAGCACUCCUGUUACGACACCAUCAACUCCCGUCAUGUCUCCACAACAUUCGCCCUCGUCUUCCAGACGGCCUUCUACCGUCAGUACCGUUCGAUCACGAUCAUCUAGUCGUCUGAGAGGCUAUCACAAAUCCAAAGGUUCGACUUCUUCACUGGCAUUGGGUGAGCUAUUCAAGUCAUCCACCAUGUUUGCCGCUCCUGGUUCCAGCGAAAUAUCCGAUCAUUUUGGUGAAAAGAGGAAGAAGGAAAAGAAGUCAAAGAAGGAGCAAAUUCGAAUCACCGUUCACAUCGCUGGCACAAUUGCACGUCACAGGUAUCUCUUGAAGCUAUGUCGCGCCCUCAUGAUGUACGGUGCUCCAACGCACCGUCUUGAAGAGUACAUGAGCAUGUCCUCCCGCGUUCUCGAAAUCGAAGGCCAGUUCCUUUACAUGCCAUCUUGCAUGAUUAUCAGCUUCGAUGACAGCUCUACCCACACGGCGGAAGUUAAAGUGGUUCGGGUUCCCCAGGGAGUUGAUCUUGGCCGCUUACGAGAUGUUCAUAACAUCUACAAGGACGUCGUUCAUGAUAAGCUUGGCGUAGAGGAGGCUACUAGGCGCCUCGACAAGGUCAUGGAUCGGAAGCCCAAGUUCAAGACCUGGUUUCGUGUGUUCAUGUAUGGCCUCGCCUCAGUUUGCGUGGCUCCAUUCGCUUUCCAGGGCCGCUUCAUCGAUCUGCCAGUUGCCUUCCUUCUAGGUUGCUUAGUUGGACUUCUUCAGCUCGUGUUUGCCCCCAGCAAUGAGCUUUAUGCCCACGUUUUCGAGGUCUCUGCUGCUGUCAUUACAACAUUUUUAGCCCGUGGCUUUGGCUCUAUCAACGGUGGGAAACUAUUUUGCUUCAGCGCCUUGGCACAGAGCAGCAUUGCCCUUAUUCUCCCCGGCUACAUGGUGCUCUGCGGCUCUCUGGAGCUUCAAAGCCAUAACAUUGUCGCCGGUAGUGUCCGUAUGGUGCAUGCGGUCAUCUACACUCUGUUUCUCGGCUACGGCAUCACCAUUGGAGCCUCCUUGUACGGCAUGCUUGACAGCGAAGCGGCUAGUGCCACGACUUGCGACAAUCCUCUCAGCGCCAACCGCGCAUGGUCCAUCCUGUUUGUUCCGGGCUUCACGCUCUGUCUGUGUAUCAUUAACCAGGCUAAGUGGAAGCAGACACCCGUCAUGACCAUCAUGUCUCUGGCUGGUUUCUGUGUCAAUAGCUACUCGAGCCAGUACUUCCAAAGCAACAGUCAAAUAUCCAACAUGCUUGGCGCGCUGACCAUUGGCAUCUUGGCCAACUUAUACUCACGACUUGGACGGCACGUGCAAAACGCUUGGCUGGAUCUCGUAGAGUGGUGGCAAGCAAGAGUCCAGCCGCGAUUCUCCAAGAGGAAGCCGACCAUGCCCCCUCUACCUGAUGUGGAAUCCAGCGCAGGGCCACCUCCAGAAGAAAAGCAACGCCUACCCAGGAAAGUGGGAUAUAGUCUUGCUGCUGCUGCUAUGCUCCCAGCCAUCUUUGUCCAGGUGCCUUCUGGUCUAGCUGCAAGUGGCUCCCUGUUAGCUGGUAUCAACUCGGCAAAUCUUUUGAACAAAAACACUACAGAAACUUCCACCAGUUCCCAGAUUGACGGUACUGCAUUUACAGUUUUAUUGAGCGUCAUUCAAGUCGCAAUUGGCAUCAGCGUGGGCCUCUUUUUGAGUGCCUUGAUUGUAUAUCCACUUGGCAAGAGGAGAAGCGGUUUAUUCAGCUUCUAAUU